Messenger RNA from Trematosphaeria pertusa, 786 nucleotides. RefSeq lists its product as uncharacterized. Bases 1 to 786 code for a protein of 261 amino acids. Lineage: Eukaryota; Fungi; Ascomycota; Dothideomycetes; Pleosporales; Trematosphaeriaceae. The record is from RefSeq and is a predicted model, not a curated record. The transcript has a single exon.
AUGCCGCUGACUCUGAUUCGAUCAAUCCUCACGCAGUCCCCACCAGUCGCGCAAGCCCCAUCAAAGUUCCACGGGUUCCUCUCCCUCCCGCGCGAACUGCGCGACCGCGUCUACGAACUCGCCAUGUCUUCCCUGGACCCAGACUUCCCCAUCCGCCUGAGUAUGACCCUCACAUUCCCUUCGCUCUACCGCAAUACGCUCCCAGGAAUCUGCCUCGCGAGCCGGCAAACGCACACAGAAGCCACACUCAUCUACAUCUCGCGCACCAACUUCUGGGCCAGCGAUAGGUGCACGAGCCAGCGCCAACUGCUCCACUUCCUCGCCCAAUUCCCAGAGCACAGUGGCUUCAAGGCAGUCCGCAGUCUGAGUUGGUACGCCAUGAAACGGUUUGCUUCUUCGUCGGAAGCGUCGCUGACGUCGCCAGUACAUUCUCCGUAUCCUUCGUACCUCGCAGCGCAAUGCGCGGGCUUGACUAGUCUGACCGUCCAGAUCUUGCUGCGGCCCGUGCUGCGUGCUACUGGGCAGGCCUCGUAUGCCAUUGCGGAGCCGGAUGCGGUGGACGAGAAUCUGCUUUUGUCGCGCGCGGCAGAGCUCAAGUCGCUGAAGACGCUCAAGAUUAUCUUCACCUGUUGUAAAGUGUAUGCCUGGGUUUUGGGGUGCAAGCAGGAGGAGAUUCCUAGGGCAUAUGUGGACUUCCUGAGGAAGAAGUUUGGGGAGGCUGGGGGAAGGGUGAGCGUCGAAGUCGAGUUUGCCGAGGACCCGCUGUAUAUGGCAAGCUUCAGAUGA